AUGGCGGCCUUAAAGGGAUUUGAAGCUGCUAUGCUGGGUGUGAUUUUACAACGCAAAUACGGAUUGCAGCCGGUCGAGGCCAGUAUCAAUACAAUCAACCGCUAUGGGAAAGGGCGCCGAAAUCACACACCGGUCGCGACACAAUCAUAUAUCGAUCGUGACUUCCCAGCAGAAGCUCUUGGGCUAGAGAAGUCCACAGAAUCUCUUGAGCAAGAGAACGCAGCAGCACCUCUCGGGCUCGACAGUUCAGCAGCAUCUCCCGAGCUCGGCAAUUCAACUGACGAGGUGAUACAUCUUGCCGUGGAACCUUUGCAACAUACCCAGGUUUUUGAUCUAGACCCGGCCUUAUCAAUUGACGAUUCGCCAUCCCUCACAACAUCUUGCGCGACGCUAGAGGCUGAAGACACAAUCCUUCAGCAAGUCUGUCAGCAAAUUGCAACGCCCCGCGCCGACGGUCGGGUGGGGUAUCUCAACAAUGUGCAGCCCUGGGCGACUGUGAUCGAAUACCAGAAUAGUCUUCAGCCAACUAGAAUACUAGGCGAACUUUUGGCAUGCUAUAAAAGUCUGAAUCGCAUGACGCAGAUAAUCCAUGUUACCGACUCUGGUUUUCCGCCCGGAGUUGCUCCUCGAAGCAGGCAACAGUUAGAGUUGUUUGGCUUGGGAGAAAAUGAGGUGGCCUUCCUAAACAGUGCGAAUGUCUUCACUGUGCCUUCAAAAGACGUCUGUAUUGAGCUCUUUGAGAAAUUUUUCACGUUUGCGCAUCCAUAUUCCCCAGUGCUCGAUCGAUGCGCGUUUCUAUCUCAAUACUGCAAUUCAGACUAUUCCUCGUUCGUAAUGCAAGCCGUUCUCGCUAACGCAAUACCGUAUGCAUCGGAAGACCUACUCUUCCGGGCGGGAUUUGCUACACACCAAAGCGCACUGCAAGAGUUCAACAAGCGUGCUAUCCUACUAUACAACUUCAAUUGCGAAAAGCAACAAUUGUCUGUACUACAAGGCGCUCUGCUACUAGGUACGCAGUGGAUUACCCACUCUGUAGACAAGGACUACCGAUUUUGGAUAUCGACAGCCACCCGCAUUGCCAUGCGCAUGGGACUUCAUCGAAGUCAUAUUCAGGACGAACUAGAUUCGAAAUUUUAUGUCUUGCUGAAGCGCAUUUGGGGCGUCCUCUGGGUUCGUGAUGUUUUGCUCGUGACUACUGGUCUCAUUAAUGAGCGGUACAUCCCUGACGACUGCGAUACUGUCGAGCUGUGCGAAGCUGAUUGGGACGAAGAUACUACUAUCGUCCCUCUUGAGAUGCGCGAAUGCCUAACACCGAUCAAUAUAACACAGAAACUGUUCUUUAUACAUCUCUCACGGCUAGCUAGAAUCGGGCGGGAAGCCCACAAAAUCGCAUUCUCCCACUUUGGCCAGAGGCCGUUCUAG
This is a messenger RNA of Exserohilum turcica Et28A, 1422 nucleotides long. RefSeq lists its product as uncharacterized. Gene Ontology annotation, biological process: DNA-templated transcription. NCBI's taxonomy places the organism in Eukaryota, Fungi, Ascomycota, Dothideomycetes, Pleosporales, Pleosporaceae. The transcript has 6 exons. Bases 1 to 1422 code for a protein of 473 amino acids. Gene Ontology annotation, molecular function: zinc ion binding; DNA binding. The record is from RefSeq and is a predicted model, not a curated record.